This is a messenger RNA of Opisthorchis viverrini, 1402 nucleotides long. RefSeq lists its product as hypothetical. Bases 702 to 1301 code for a protein of 199 amino acids. The transcript is spliced from 6 exons. The record is from RefSeq and is a predicted model, not a curated record. Lineage: Eukaryota; Metazoa; Platyhelminthes; Trematoda; Opisthorchiida; Opisthorchiidae.
AUGAUUUUGAGUGACAGUUGGUUAAAUUUCACUCAUAUUCUCUUGUUCCAGCAUCAGUUUAUAUAGAUUUCCUUGCAAUUGUCCAAUGAGUUAUUCCGAAGAGGAAGCCGUUAGACGGCUCCAGCAAUUAGACAAUUCACAGCAGUCAGUGGAAACCACUUCGAAAUGGUUUUUGAGUUCAAAGGACAUGGCAAAAGAACUUGUCAAGUUAUGGUUUAAGGAAUUCAGAAAAGGUGAGCAACUAUCUUUGUGUUUCUAAUGUCAGCAUCGUGAUAGCGCCACCGAAGAAGAAGAUUGCGUUUCUCCACUUGGCCAAUGACGUAAUUCAGAGUGGUAUUACAACUGCCCCUCAGUUUGGGAAGCUUUUCGAACCCGUUUUACCUACCGCUUUUAAGGAAACAGCCAAAGUUCAACGGCAUUCAGUCCGGGCAGCGGUUGCUCACCUGUUGAUCGUGUGGGCUUCGCGUCACAUCUAUUCAAGGAGUUUUUUACGUCAGCUCCGUUUCAUCUGCCAACGAGCGGUGGCCGAAGCAGAUACUCCGGGUGCCAACGAGGAAGUUAAACGAAAUAUCAUCGCAGCGUCUCCAUUCGCCUUCUCGUUCACAACCGUCCUUACGGCUUUUGGGGACACCGUCCCUGCUCCCGCCAAAAUACCAACUCCGGGUUCACAUAGUAAGCGUCACAAAGGAACAAAGUCCACUAUGUCUUUCGCGCCACAGUCAUUGUCAAUUGUGAGCUUUAGUCCAACAGGUUUGAGUGCGGAUUCUACGCGCACUUCUAUAUCAGCCUUUCGAGAGGAGUUGGCUCGAGAGUUACAAACGGAAGCUAUCACACCUCCCCAGACAUCAGAACUUUUGGAAAUGCUAGAAAAGUUGCAGCAACCCACAGCAUCGGGAGAUGCCGCGACCCGGCGAGCGAUUGCCCAGUUCCCACCUGAAGUAUCGGACGCCAACAAAGCAGUAGAGAUAAUUACAAACGCUUCUGAAUCCGAAAGGCACGAGUUAAUCAGCCGUAUUGCCAAUUGUGCCACCCAGCUGAAUAAAUACAACGAACUUUUGGAGGAAGAAUCGUCCCAGCGACAAAAGUUGAGUCUAAGCUUGCGUGCCUACCAUGCCCAGCUGAAGAUCCGCAUCAAGGAUUUUGAAGCAGAAUUAAGAGAGCUCAAGGAAAAAUGUGCGCACGGCCUAGCGCUGAAGCAAGAACUGUCAAAGCAUAUGUCCAGUCUACCUGACCUGAAUUUAUUGCCAGAUAUGACUGCUGGCCUUGAUCCGUUGCCCACUGUUGGGGAUUUGUUUGGAUAACGGUCUCUUUGUUAUCCUUAUUUUAUCCCUGAUCUACCCCCUUACUUUUACUGGUGUAUUACUUCCCAGUCUGGUUACCGAAUGUACAUAAUAACAACUCA